Messenger RNA from Salarias fasciatus (jewelled blenny), 4206 nucleotides. RefSeq names its product tubulin tyrosine ligase-like family, member 7 (gene ttll7). Bases 631 to 3408 code for a protein of 925 amino acids. Gene Ontology annotation, biological process: microtubule cytoskeleton organization; protein polyglutamylation. The transcript is spliced from 21 exons. The record is from RefSeq and is a predicted model, not a curated record. Gene Ontology annotation, cellular component: ciliary basal body. Lineage: Eukaryota; Metazoa; Chordata; Actinopteri; Blenniiformes; Blenniidae. Gene Ontology annotation, molecular function: tubulin binding; tubulin-glutamic acid ligase activity.
GUCGCUUGUUUCUUUCGCACGAUCUGGCAACCCAGGUUCUGCCCGUGGAGCUGCUCUAACACUCGGCUGAAGAAAGCACUACAAUUUACUGAUUGCCACCUGCCCUGGGCAGCGUUAUUUUACAAUAACCAACGCUGUAGCAGACAUUAUCACGGCGUCGGAAACAAGCGCGGGACCAGCCGAUAUCUCCAAAAAGAAGCCCGGUUCUGGACGACAGCCGUGCCUCCCGGAUGAGAACAGCCAAGGAGCUGCACUGUCUGGAAUAAAUAAGGCGUUUCUAUCCCCCCCCAUCCACCCCCUCCUUCCCUUUCUCCUCUUGGGGCUGUAAAUAAGCUGGAGUUGUGUAGACCCUUGAGAAGUCCUCCUCUUUUCACUCUUCCCCAUUCUUUCUGCCUUCCCUGCCCACUCGGAUUCCACUGCCGCUGUGUUUGCUGCUGAAAGGUGCCAGGGAGAUGCCCAGAUGAUCCAUCAGGCCGUUUUCAACCACGCCGUUCAUAUAGCCCCAGCCAGGAAAGAGUAACUAGUGCAACUGAGAGAGAACCCUAGAGGGUGCUCUUGGCGUCCUGUGAGGCCUCCCCGCCAAGCCUGGCAGAAAGCUUGGCUUACCCCUUUUCUCCUCCAGCGCCUGAGAUGCCCUCCUCUCCCAAUGAUGGAGAGGAUCAAGGAGCGUCCCCCGUGAACGGAACAUCUGUGGGCUCCUACCAGAACAGUGGGAAGAGGAAGGUGCACACCAAAAAGAAGAAAUGCACAAUUACUGCCAAUGUUGCUGGCACAAAAUAUGAAAUAGUUCGUAUCGUCAUCAACGAAAUGGACUUCAUAAAGACUCGGGAUGACGAUGAGACUGCCAACCUCAUCUGGAAUGACUCAGCGGUGCAGCAUGAGAAAAUUGCUGAGCUCAGGAAUUAUCAGAGAAUUAACCAUUUCCCGGGCAUGGGCGAAAUCUGCCGCAAAGACUGCCUUGCAAGGAACAUGUCCAAAAUGAUCAAGUGCCAGCCUCAAGAGUACAGCUUCAUCCCCAAAACGUGGAUCUUCCCUGCUGAGUACACACAGUUCCAAAACUACGUCCAGGAGCUACGAAGGAAACGCAAGCAGAAGACCUUCAUUGUUAAACCUGCCAACGGAGCAAUGGGUCAUGGGAUCUCACUUAUCCGCAACUGCGAGAAGCUGCCAGCCCAGGAGCACUUUAUAGUUCAGGAGUACCUGGACAAGCCCUUCCUGAUGGAGGGCUACAAGUUUGACCUCCGCAUCUAUGUCCUGGUCACAUCUUGCGAUCCGCUCCGUAUAUUCCUCUACAACGAUGGCCUGGUCAGAAUGGGCACGGAGAAGUACCAUGCACCCAGUGAAGCCAACCUGAGUCAGCUCUACAUGCAUCUGACCAACUACUCGGUCAACAAACACAAUGAGAACUUUGAGCGAGAUGAGACGGUGGACAAAGGCAGCAAGAGGUCCAUCUGCUGGUUCACGGAGUUCCUCCGCACCAACGACUAUGACAUGGCCAAGUUCUGGGGAGACGUCUCUGAGCUGGUGGUGAAAACAUUAAUAGUGGCUGAACCCCAUGUGCUGCAUGCCUACCGAAUGUGUCGCCCGGGCCAACCACCAGGGAGCGACAGUGUCUGCUUUGAAAUCCUGGGCUUCGACAUCAUCCUAGACCGUAAACUCAAACCCUGGCUGUUGGAGAUCAAUCGCGCUCCGAGCUUUGGGACCGAUCAGAAGAUUGAUUAUGAUGUGAAGAAAGGAGCACUGCUCAAUGCUCUGAAGCUCCUCAACAUUAGAGCCAGUGAUAAGAAACGCAACCUGGCCCAGCAGAAAGCAGAAGCGCAGAGGCGGCUCUAUGGGCAUGGCUCCAUGAAGAAGCUCUCAGCUGCCUCAUCAGACUGGGAAAAACAACGUCACACAUUAGAACGAAGAAGAGAAGAACUGAAAGAACGAUUGGCACAGGUUCGUAAGCAGAUUUCCAGGGAAGAACAUGAAAAGCAACAUCUAGGGAACUACAGACGUAUUUACCCCCCAGACGACAAGCUGCUGUUGGAAAAGUAUGAAAGCCUGCUCUCAGCCGCCUUUCAGACCUUCCUUGCCGGGCGAGCUGCCUCACUUCAAAAGGAAAUGAAUAAUCCUCUGAAACGAAUGAAGGAGGAGGACAUUUUGGAUCUGCUGGAGCAGUGUGAACUGGACGAUGAGAAGCUGAUGGGCAAAUCCACCAGGCAACGAGGCCCGAAGCCCUUGACCACCAUGCCAGAGUGCAGUCAAACACCGAGGCGUCUACGACCAGACUACCUGGCAGAUUUUACCAGUUGCAGCAGUGCUGAUAACUCCUGCUCCUCUUCGGAUGAAGAAGACGAGGAGAGGAGAAAAGCAGCAGGUAGAAGAGGUGGAGAAAAGAGAGGAGAGAAGAAAGUUUCCUACGACCUUGGAGAAAGCAAGGACAAGAACACGGCUGAGCGUUCAGGUCGCAUGCACUGGAAACCUCCAGUCAAGUCGCUCAAAACCAGCACUGCCCCCUCCGCUUCGCCGACCCUCUCCGGCCCGAUCAGACGUUCCAUAUCGUGCCCUCGCUCCAUCUCUUCCCUCUCAUCCGCCAAUGACGUGCGGGCGCUGUCCACUAGACCUGCAGUUCCCAUGGCCACACCCCUCAUUAGGCCCAGCUCCGCCACCCUUCGCUCUCAUUCACUGAGUCGCAGUGGCUCCUCUCAUCGAGUACCUCACAGCAACAGCCUGGGAACCAUCCACUCCAAUACAGGUGACCCACUCAUAAAUCUGAGGACUAAACAGCAGGAAGCAGAGCUGGUGGGGCAGACCCUCGCAGUACUCACCUCCAUGAGGAUCAGGUUUCCCGGAAAAACGGAAGAAGAGGCCGAGGCUGUGCUGGAUGAGAUCCUUGACAACUGGAAAUACCAUAAACCAAAGGUGGCCUCCUAUUGGUUAGUGAAGUUGGAUUCAACCAAACAACGUAAAGUAUUGGACAUUGUACGUACUAAUGUGCGCUCGGCGCUGCAGCGAGUCUGGAGGGAACCCGAUGUCGAGAGCCUUCACCUCUUUCGGCUAUUUAACCGCGUCUUCAACCGAAUGCUCUGGAGUCAUGGUCAAGGCUUGUGGAACUGCUUCUCAAACACUGGUUCAUCGUGGGAGACCAUCUUCAGCAAGAGCAGUGAGGUGGUCUCUCCCCAAGAGCUGCAGUGCUGCCGCCGGCUGGUCCAGCUGUGCCGAGACUGUCUGUUGGUCGUCUACAAGUUUGUCUUCGAGUCCCGUGGCUCUUUGACCGGACUCAGCCCCGAUUGGGAUGACACAAGGUAUCUGCUGCCAGUGACCUCCCAGUUCAUCAUGAAGUGGCCUUCGUCCAGCUUUGGCCGCAUCUCGUCGGCCGUGCCACGCUCCCGCAGCCUUUUUGCCGCUAGGAUGGGCCACUUCUGAGGUCACAGUGGCAACCCUUGCUUCUGACACCUCGCCUUUUGACCUCAACCUCCCACGAUUGACUCCCUCCUCGCCAAACCCAGAUUUGUGCAAUCCCAUCUUGGACCUGAACACAGAGCAGCUCUGGACGCCGGGUGGGGCCUCACACUACAAUUCAGUCUCCUUGUGGAAGAAUAGAACCAAGCAAGGCUGGAUGACUUUGGAUAAAUAAAAGGGCGUUUCUCAGCUUGGCUUAGUUCAGCCCUGCUCAGACCAGCAGACCAGAGGUAUCCUCACCCCGUCUUUUACCCCAGUGAACAAGACAAUGAUUCUUUUCAUUGUAACUGCUGUAUUAUACUCACUGUACAGUUUCAAGUCAUGGUACUGUAAAAGGAAAGAAUAACAAAUACUAAACAAUGCAAGGUUUAUUUCUUUAUUUCUUAUUGUAUGUAUUUAUUUGUUUUUGUUAGUUAUUCCGGGAAUGCAAUGAACGCUGAUGCAGUAUGCUGGUAUGGAUUAGUAUCAACAAAGCCACCCUUCAUUUACAAACUAAAAUUGGAUGUAAUAUUGCCUUUUUUUGCUGUCUGCAAUAAGUCAUUUUAUUAAGUAAGUAAAAAUAAAUUUAAAGUUUUUUAAUGACCAUUUCAUGUUGUAGUUUUUGUAGUUUUGUGUAAACGCCAGAAAAGUGGAGCACGGACCACUCUUGAAUGAUGAUGCUGUGUGCGUCAAUUGUGUGAGGAACUAUUAGGCAACACAAUGUUUAGAAUGUCAGUGUAGAAAAAGACAAGUGUCUUAGAGGAGGAGCUGACUUGAUGCCAC